CAAGAGACGAAGACAAGAAACAAGAUGAAUUCGAGACUUGCUGUUUUAGCUUACCUUGGUGUUUUGGUAGUUAGCAAAGCAACAUCCAAUAAAGAAUGCACCUUACCAGUUUUUGAAAAAAUGGACGUUAGCAAAGUUCCAGGUAUUUGGUAUCAAGUACUCAACUCCAAAGAUCCAGUUGAACAGCAAGUACCCUGUUUUGUAAUGAAAGACACGAAAAGAAUAUCAAAUGGUGAAUAUAUUUCAGGAGAAAUUGUACUCGCUGUUGAAAAUGGCAAAGUGAUUUCUGAUCCUAUACCUGGGCAUGUUUGGUUUCAAGGAGAUACUUCUAUCGUAACAUCCGACGAGAAAUAUGAACAUUACUUUAUAGACGAGGCAAAAAGUCACGGUGCAAAUGAGGAGGCUUUAAAGGAAGUUCACGAGUUCCACACCUUGCCUAUGAGUGAAGUGACUGAUUAUGAAAACUAUAUCCUUUUCAUGCAAUGCUCAUCUGGAGGUGAUAAAUAUGUUUGGGCGUCAAUGAGACACAAUCAUCCAAGCCCAGAGGACAUUCUUCGUAUUCACAACAAACUAGCAGAGAUUGGAGGUGGAUGGAGUCAAGUAAAAUUAUAUUUUGGUGGCUGCACAAACUUCGAAAAAAUAUAUUAACAACCGAAAACUGAUGCCAAUAAAAUUUUAGUGAAUAAAUUUGUUCAAUUAAAUGUAAUAAUUUAUUACUCAGAACUAUAACCAACUAAGGGGAAAGUGCUUUGUCAUUUUUAAACAUGGUUUAAUUCAAACUUAUUGUUCAAAUAUUUCAAUUUUAUUCAAUUUAUUUACGUGCAUGUAUAGGUCUUCCGUUUUCUUCAAUAAACAUAUUCAGAGUCACAUUGAAAAAUCUAUAAUUAAUAGGUGGAAAAACCUCUGUUAAAGAGCAAAAUUUAAUGCAUUA
Molecule: messenger RNA, 931 nt
Organism: Styela clava
Lineage: Eukaryota; Metazoa; Chordata; Ascidiacea; Stolidobranchia; Styelidae
Source: RefSeq, a predicted model, not a curated record